CUAACAGGAGCUAACCGGGGCUAACCGGAGCUAACCGGGACAGGAUGGCGACUCCGUGGUUCCUGAUGGACGUGAAGCGGAGGCUGACGGAGGCGGGACGUCACUACCCGCUCUUCUGCUUCCUGCUGAUGACGCUGCUCUGCGUCACGGUGGUGCUCAACAGCUACCUCCACAUCCUGCUGGUGUUCUGGUCGUUCCUGGCCGGUGUCGUCACCUUCUACUGUUCCCUCGGUCCAGAGUCUCUUCUGCCCAACGUGCUGGUGGCCAUCAAACCCAGAGUCCAGCAGCAGCAGCAGCAGCAGGAGCUGUUUCCUCUGGGUCACAGCUGUGCCGUGUGCGGGAAGGUCAAGUGCAAACGUCACCGGCCGACGCUGCUCCUGGAGAACUACCAGCCCUGGUUGGACCUGAAGGUUCCGUCCCAGGUGGACGCCUCCGUGGCAGAGGUGUUCGAGUUGGUUCUGGAGAACUUCGUGUUCCCCUGGUACAGGGACAUCACGGACGACGAGGCGUGCGUGGACGAGCUGAGGAUGACCUUUCGCUUCUUCGCCUCGGUGCUCGUCCGCCGAGCUCAGAAGGUGGACGUCACCGCGGUGUUUGCAGACAAAGUGAUGAAAGCUGCGAUGAAGCACAUUGAAGUGAUUGCCAAAGCUCGAGGAAAAGUGCAGAACGUGGACAGGUUACAGGCGACGGCGCUGGACGGAUACGGCGCCGACCUCCACGUGGCUCUGCGCAGCCGAAGGGACGAGCUGAUCUACUUGAGGAAACUGACUGAGAUGCUGUUUCCCUACGUGAUGCCGCCCAAGGCUACAGACUGCAGGUCUCUGGCUCUGCUGCUGCGGGAGGUGAUGUCCGGGUCCGUCCUCUUACCGACCAUGGACUUCAUGGCCGACGCUGACACUGUGAACCUCAUGGUGCUCAUCUUCGUUGAGGACACUCCACCUGAAGACGCCUGCGAGCCGCCCUCGGACCUGGUUCCAUUUCUACAGAAAUACGCCGACGUCAGCAACAAGAAGGCGUCUGUGCUGAAGCUGGAGCUGAAGGAGAUCCGGGACCAGCAGGACCUUCUCUUUCGUUUCAUGAACUUCCUCAAGCAGGAAGGAGCCGUGCACGUGCUGCAGUUCUGCCUGGCCGUGGAGGAGUUCAACGAUAAGAUCCUGAGUCCGGAGCUGAGCGACUCGGAGCUGCAGCGGCUGCACGGCGAGGUGCUGCACAUCUACGAGACCUACUGCCUGGACGAGAGCAUCGACAAGAUCAGCUUCGACCCGUUCAUCGUGGAGGAGAUCAGGAACAUCGCUACAGGGCCGUACGGCGGCGUGGUGAAGCUGCAGACCAUGCGCUGCCUGUUCGAGGCCUACGAGCACGUCCUGUCUCUGCUGGAGAGAGUCUUCACCCCCAUGUUCUGCCACAGCGACGAGUAUUUCCGUCACCUGCUGCGAGGAGCCGAGUCUCUGACCAGGAACUCCAGGAUCAGCAGGAACCCGUUGAAACGAGGGGAGACGUUCGGCAUCAGCAGGAUCGGAAGCAAAAUCAAAGGCGUGUUCAGGAGCACGACCAUGGAGGGCGCCAUCCUGCCGCCCAGCGCCAUGAGCGACAUGGACGACGACCUGGUGGAGGAGGCGACCGUGGUGAUGGAGGACGACGCCCCCGCCGAGCCGGCCAGCGCGGCAGGCGCCCUGAGGAACCUGUCGGCGUGGAGCAUCACCAUCCCCUACAUCGACAUCUACGACGACGAGGCCAAGAGAGAGCGGGUCCCCGUGUUCUGCAUCGACGUGGAGCGCAAGGACAGGAAGACAGUCGGUCAUGAGACGGAGAAGUGGUCGGUCUUCAGGAGAUAUCUGGAGUUCUACGUCCUGGAAUCCAAACUGACUGAAUUCCACGGCACAUUUUCAGACGCACAGCUUCCGUCCAAACGAAUCAUCGGACCGAAGAAUUAUGAAUUCCUCUCAUCAAAGAAGGAAGAGUUUGAAGAAUAUUUGCAGAGACUCGUGCUGCACCCUGAGCUCAGUAACAGUCAGCUGCUGGCGGACUUCCUGUCUCCUCACAGCGUGGAGUCCCAGUUCCUCGACAGGAUGCUGCCGGACGUCAACCUCGGGAAGAUUUUCAAGUCCGUCCCAGGGAAGCUGAUCAAAGAGAGAGGACAGAACCUGGAGCCGUUCAUCCAGAGUUUCUUCAACUCCUGCGAGUCGCCCAAACCCAAACCCAACCGCCCGGAGCUGACCAUCCUCAGCCCGACCACGGAGAACAACAAGAAGCUUUUCAACCACGUGUUCCAGAACAAUGCGAACGUGUCGGAGAGUUCAGAGAAGAGACACAACCACAACUGCUUCCUGGAGCUGGUCAGCGUCCAGGGCAUGUACGACUGCAUGAUGCACGUGGGUCGGGUGGUCUUCCACGUGCCCGACUGGCUGCACCACUUCCUGUCGGCCGGGAGGAUCCUGCUGAAGAACACGUUCGAGGCCUACAUGGAUCAGUACAUGCAGGUCAGGCUGGAGCAGGUUCUGCAGGAGCAUCGCAUGGUGUCGCUCAUCACGCAGCUCCGAGACGCUGUUUUCUGCGAGAGCAGCGAGGAGCGAAGCCCCGAGGACAAGCAGCUCCGAGCCAAGAGGACCUUCGACGAGAUGAUGAAGUAUCUACCAGACGUCGUGGGAAAGUGCAUCGGAGAGGAGGCCAAGUACGAAGGAAUCCGUCUCCUGUUCGACAGCUUCCAGCAGCCGCUGCUCAACAAGCAGAUGACCUACGUCCUGCUGGACAUCGCCGUGCAGGAGCUGUUCCCUGAACUCAGCAAGGGUGCGAGGGAAUCGAACAGCGAGUGAGAGGCGACGCCGCUGCGUCCACGACCCGAACGACCAAAGUGCAAUACUUCCACAUUCCACUGUACACUAUGUUCAUGCUCUAAUAAAAACAUCUAUUUAUUCA
Molecule: messenger RNA, 2916 nt
Organism: Limanda limanda (common dab)
Lineage: Eukaryota; Metazoa; Chordata; Actinopteri; Pleuronectiformes; Pleuronectidae
Product: sorting nexin-14-like
Exons: 28
Coding region: 45-2813 (922 amino acids)
Biological process (GO): autophagosome maturation
Cellular component (GO): late endosome
Molecular function (GO): phosphatidylinositol-3,5-bisphosphate binding
Source: RefSeq, a predicted model, not a curated record